AUGCAUCACCAUUCCUCUAGGCUCACACCAAAGCUUCACCUAGUCCUUCAAGGCUUCAACACGGUUCAACCCUGUGCUGAAUCCCUCCUUCUCCUCCGGACACUUCGGUCACUCUGUUCCGCGCUCGCACUUUCGUCUUCUAUAACACCACAAUCAAAAGCAUCUUUUUGGCAUCAUGAACACCACAACAUUUGGAUCAAAUCUAGAGACAUCCAAAAGACAUACAAAAAAUGGAGUUUCAUGAUUGCCAAAAUGGCCCCUGGAAUUGGAGGCUUUGGUGGCCUUUUUCCACUUGGGGAUUCGUAUCUUGUAGCUGGUACAGAUGGUGUAGGAACCAAACUUAAGCUGGCAUUCGAGACUGGAAUCCAUGAUUCCAUUGGAAUUGAUUUGGUGGCAAUGAGUGUGAAUGACAUCAUCACAUCUGGAGCAAAGCCUUUAUUCUUCCUUGAUUACUAUGCAACAAGUCGCCUUGAUGUUGAUCUUGCUGAAAAGGUUAUAAAAGGAAUUGUUGAUGGUUGCCAACAAUCUGACUGUGCUCUUUUGGGUGGAGAGACUGCAGAAAUGCCAGAUUUUUAUGCAGAAGGAGAAUAUGAUCUUAGUGGUUUUGCAGUUGGAAUUGUGAAAAAGGAGUCGGUUAUAAAUGGGAAGAAUAUUGAAGUUGGAGAUGUGCUUAUUGGCCUCCCAUCUAGUGGGGUCCACUCAAAUGGGUUCUCACUUGUUCGAAGGGUGCUAGCGAGAAGUGGGCUUUCUUUGAAAGACAAACUCCCGGGUGAAGAAUCAGUCACAUUAGCGGAAGCCUUAAUGGCACCAACUGUAAUAUAUGUAAAACAAGUGCUUGAUAUCAUAAGCAAAGAGGGCAGUAAGGGCAUAAAAGGAAUUGCACACAUAACAGGUGGCGGCUUCACAGAUAACAUCCCUCGUGUUUUCCCAAAAGGGCUUGGUGCUCUUGUUUAUAACAACUCUUGGCCGGUCCCCCCUGUUUUUAAAUGGAUCCAAAAGGCUGGAGGGAUUGAAGAUGGUGAAAUGAAGAGGACUUUUAAUAUGGGAAUUGGGAUGGUUUUGGUUGUUAGCAAAGAGGCUGCUGAAAGGGUACUUAAGGAAGGUGGGAUGGUGUAUCGUAUUGGUGAAGUUAUAAGCGGUGAUGGUGUCAGUUAUCAGUAAUUUUGAUGACUUGCUUCUUGUGACCCGUUGUUACUUUGAGGUAUGAAUUUUACUAACAUAAAUUUGUGGGUUUUGAUCCAUUGCUGUUUUAGUGUUGUACUUUGUCAUUUUGGAGAUGUAAAAUAAAUGUUUUUUGGGGAAUUUUGCCACUUAAGAGAGUCGUUCUUGUGUGUGUAUUGGAGCUGUUUUAAUUUGAGCCUUUGUGUUAUCAUAUAAGAGUUCAAAAAAAGAUUCCAAUUUUUUAUUAUUGUUUUUUAUGAAUAGUUAUUAACCUU
Lactuca saligna is the source of this 1436-nucleotide messenger RNA. NCBI's taxonomy places the organism in Eukaryota, Viridiplantae, Streptophyta, Magnoliopsida, Asterales, Asteraceae. The record is from the annotation of a GenBank genome assembly.